This is a messenger RNA of Centruroides sculpturatus (bark scorpion), 2634 nucleotides long. Its product is annotated as TATA box-binding protein-associated factor RNA polymerase I subunit A-like. The record is from RefSeq and is a predicted model, not a curated record. The coding region runs from base 805 to 2139 and encodes 444 amino acids. The transcript is spliced from 12 exons. NCBI's taxonomy places the organism in Eukaryota, Metazoa, Arthropoda, Arachnida, Scorpiones, Buthidae. Gene Ontology annotation, molecular function: protein binding. Gene Ontology annotation, cellular component: RNA polymerase I transcription regulator complex. Gene Ontology annotation, biological process: transcription by RNA polymerase I.
CGUAUGGGAAAAGAUGAUCCACCUUACGACAUUUUCAUGAUACAAUCUCAGUUUCGGAACGGAUUAAUUUCGUAUCCUGAGGUACCACUGUAUAGGGGUUUGACAUACAGGAGCCACAAUAAAGGUCUAGAAGAGCCACAUGUAGCUCACAAGCUGCAGUUUGGUCAAUGGCACAAUAAGAUCAUAGUAGCUAAUCCAAUAACUAAAAUGCGUAGUAAAAUUUUUGACAUAUGCUAUAAAAUAAAUAUAAAUUAUAGUCCAAAGUUCUAAUUGUAGAAUGUUCUAUUGUUCUUUGUUUAAAUAUUUUUGUUAUACAAAUGCAGAUGACAAAAUAGAUACAAUUAAAAAAUGUUUAAAGUAAUAAAUAUAAACUAAACAGGCAAUUUUUAGGCUAUAAUUAGUAAACAUAGCCCAUAAAUUUGUAUUACUUAGGCUAUUAUUUAUAUUGUACAGGAUGGGUCAAAAUUUACAAUAUAUAUGCCAGAUGCUUGAUUGGUAAUUCCCAGGUCAUUGUUUUGGAUGCUGUGGUGCUAAAGAUCUCAGACAUUCAAUAGGGUAUUCCAAAUAAAUCUCAAUACGGAACCUACUCUUGGGUACUACCAAACAUAUUUUGACAGGCAGAUUUCCGUGAAGUUAAGGUGGCAGCCUAGCACUUUGGAGAACCUGGGAUCAAAUCGCAGAAAUUUUUCAGGGAUGGUCCAUCUGGAUAUGUUGGACCCUGUGCCUCAACACCCAGUCGCUCCAUUGUAGACCUGGCCAAGCCCAUAAUGGGACUGCUAAAAAUUCCCUCUUAGUGCUUACAGGAUGGAAAGUUUAAAAAAUCUCAAUAAGGUACUAUUUUUAUUUGGAGGGAAUUUGAAAGCUGCAAAAUAUGGACCAUCUGAAACAGAAACUGUGAAAUUCUUGAAUGCUGCCUUUGAAAAUCCUGCUAAAUAUCUAAGAACAGACAAUCUAAGUCAAUAUUCAGAAACUAAAGUAUGUUUCAAGUCAAAACAUAUACGGAAGAUGCUUAAGAAAUAUAUCGUAAAACACCAGUAUGUCAAAGCUGCCAAAGUAUUAGAAUGUUUGUCUUAUGAAACGGAUAGUCCUCAACUCAUAUUUAAGGCAGGAUUUCAAACUCUAGAAAAUCAUCCAAAUACAACACAAGAUACUAUUCUACAGUUUGUAAGACAUCUUCUGUGUCUCCAUUGUUUAUAUAAAAGUGAAAUUGUUCUUGAAUGUGUUAUCUAUCUAAUAAAGCACAACAGAUUUACAGAAGCUCAACAACAACUACAAGCUUUCAAUGCAAAUAAAGCUAGACAAUCAUUAAGAACCGAUCCUUUGAUUGAAGAAAUAUUAUGUGGAUAUAAUGGAUUAUUGCACUAUAUUGAAUGGGCUCAAAAGAAAGUAAAAAUUGAUCAAAUUGAUGAUCCUUUUGAUCUUUAUUCCGAGGAAGAAGCUCAAAAUAGAUGUGCAGAGAGAGCCUUAAAUAUAUUUCAGAAUUUACUUAAGAAUCCAGGGCGAUGGGAUAUUUUUAUAUUAAAAGUCAUUGAGAUUCUAGAAAGUUAUGGAAAAAUAGAUGACAUUGAAGAUGCAUUAGUUCAGUAUGCAGAAAUUAAUCCGGAUCAUUUGAAUGCAUAUAUUUAUCUUUUGGAAUUCUCCAGUAAACAUUCAUUUCUUGAACAUAUGCAAGAAGAAUAUUUGCAGAAGAUAAAAUCUCUUUGUCCUUCGGAUAAAAGGGUAUUGAACUACGUUUCACUUAUUAAAGAGAAAGAUGUUAAGGGCAGUGUUGAUAUACUUCUUGAUUAUUUAAACUAUGCUUCAAACAAGGAUGAUCUUCAAGGAUGGACAAUGCUUGCAGAUAUACUGUUACAGAUAUUAAACAAUUCAAUCGAUAUUGACUUGGAUGAUAUAUGGAGUGAAUAUGAAAAUUUCUGGCCCAGCUAUCAAUUUUCUACAUCGGAACUAAAUGUUACGGACAGAAAUUCUGCAAAAUUGAUUUUACUAAAGGCAAUGGUUUUGUCCAUUUUUGAAGACAUUGAAAGUGGUCAUCCCUACUUAGAAACAGUAUCUGAGAAAUUAAACGAGUCUCCUUUUCACGAUCUCUCUUCAGAAUUUAAUGAUGUUAUCAUACAUGUGAAGAAUUUGAAGAAAAGUUGAUUAAAAAUUAAUUAGUAUUUUUAAAUUAUUAAUUUUAUUUUGAUAAUUACACUGUUACAAGAUAUUUGUUUUUCUAAACUUUGUAUAAAAAUAAAUAUAUGAGAGGUUUGUUAUGUUCAAAUUAACAUACCAUCAUGUGAUCUGAUUUUGUGUCCUUCGUGCAUUGUCAUAUUUUAAAUGGAAUCUAUGGGCUCCUUAUUAAGUUUUAAUUUCAAAAUGUUUCACUCUUUCAACUAAAGAACCAAAAUUUAUCAACAGAUAAUACGAAAACAAUGUCAGACUCUCACCACAGCUUUCCUGAGAUUAUGGGUCCCAACACAUCUAUAUACCUUGUCCUUAAUAAAAAAAUAUAAAUCACUAUACAAGAACAUAAUCCUCCCAAAUAUUUUAGUUAGAUUUACAGAAAAUAAUUGAUUACACACAAAAAAAAAUGUGCAUUGUCGUCAAUGGCAAAUUACAAGAACAUUUCGUGGAGAAACUGCAGAAAUAAGAAUA